Messenger RNA from Colletes gigas, 967 nucleotides. RefSeq names its product nudC domain-containing protein 3. The transcript has 4 exons. The record is from RefSeq and is a predicted model, not a curated record. Gene Ontology annotation, cellular component: cytoplasm. Gene Ontology annotation, biological process: protein folding. Lineage: Eukaryota; Metazoa; Arthropoda; Insecta; Hymenoptera; Colletidae. The coding region runs from base 23 to 958 and encodes 311 amino acids.
UACAUUUAAAACGAGGUUUAUAAUGAGUUCUGAUCACGAUCAGGCAUUUUUACAAAUUUUACGAGAAGAGAAGAAUAUCACCAAUUUCCUAGAAGCAUUUUUUGGUUUUUUAUACAGAUGUACAGAUUUUUACAUCGAAUCAGCUCCGGACCAAAAAUUAGGAUUCGCACCAGGUAUACCAGAAAAAUUGGUUCUGAACAGUUUACAAAAGUGGAAAAAUAUUUCUAAAUUUCCCAGUGGAACAGCUGAUGUACAAAGUUAUGGUAAAGACCAUAACUUAACGGUAGUAAAAGAAAAUUCUAGCAAUUUACAAACUGUACAAGAAGUUGAGGUUGAAACAGAUAUGAAAAAUGAGAUCACAAGUGGACCAGUUCCAUCAAUUGAAAAGGAUCGUUCGUCCGAAAGUUACAAUGGAGCCGUGAGAGAAAACUACACAUGGUCGCAAUCUAUCAGUGAUUUGGACGUACUGAUUAAAUUACCCAGCUGUAUAAAAACAGCAAAGGAUCUAAGAGUGGAUCUAGAAUCGAAAGAAAUUAAAAUAGAAGCAAGAACGAGAAAGAAAGAGACAGAGGAAUCUCACAAUUCUGAAUGGACCACGAUUUUCGUGGGCGAAUUUUCCUUUAAAAUUCGAAAAGACGAGUCUGUAUGGAGCAUAGUGCCUGGGAAACACAUCAGUAUUCAUUUCGAGAAAGUUUCUGAGAGAUGGUGGGAAGCAUUGAUCAUCGGCGAGCCUAAAAUCGAAUUGAAUAAGAUCGACUGUUCGAGAAACUUGGACGAGAUGGGCUUGGAGGAGCAAAUGAAAGUUCAAGAGCUGAUGUGGAAUCAACAGCAGAAGUUUCUUGGCAAGCCAACUUCCGAGGAAAUUAAAAUGGAGAAGAUCUUGAAGAAGGCGUGGGAUGCAAAAGGGUCGCCUUUCGAGGGUACGCCGUACGAUCCUUCGAUAUUGAAAUUUAAUUGAGAUAACGCC